CCGUCACCCGGGCUCCCGCGGUUGCCUUGACUACGGCGGGUGCGGUGGCACCAUAGACACGGCGGACGCAGGGGAGCCGCGGAGCCGACCCCGCGAGCCCGCAGCAGCAUGAGGAGCUGGUGUCUGUGUCAGAUUUGUACCUGCGGGCAGCGCUCCUUUGGGGUCUGACUGACUGAAAAGGCGACAUCGUUGUCCGCAUGGAACCACAAGGAUUUAUGAAAACUCUGGCAUGUCUUGUCCCACAACUGAGUAUUUGGAAAAAUAUCCUACGUAUGGCAAUGUGCCUCCACCUCAGAGUCUGAAACCCAAGGAAGAAUUCAGAGCAUGUCGCAGUAAAAUGGAAGGAAUAACAACAUUUAAGUCAGAUUAUCGUCCUUAUGAAAUAGUCAAACAACCUCGCCAUGUGCCAGAAGAAUAUAAAGCAAAACAGGGAAAGAUUGAUCUUGGUACUACCUACAAACGGGAUUUUAAUUCUUAUAAAGUACAGCCUGUGGCAAUAGUCCGGCCUCUGGAGAGACAACAAGUCAAAAAAGGAAAGCUGGACACUGUCCCAACCUAUAAAGAUGAUUAUAGAGCUUGGGACAUUCAGAAAAGUGAACUCUGUAAACCGGAACAAGUUUACAAUCCCCCUACUGUGAAAUUUGGAAAUUCAACUACCUUUCAGGACGACUAUGUUCCUCAGGAGGUAAAGCCCAGGCAAAGCUUUAAGCCCAGCCCUGCGGUCACACGCCCUGCAGCCCCCUUUAACGAUGCCACAAGCCAUCGCCUGGAUUACGUACCUUACCAGCUAGAACUCAAGUCUGCAAGGCCAAAGGAAGUUUACAAGCCAUCUGACCAACCCUUCGAGGAUCUCACAACUCACCGAUAUGACUUUCAGGGUCUUGUUGGUGAAACGUCAAAAAUCUGUAGACCUGCACCCCCCAGAGUGGCCCCAAAUGCUCAGUUUGAAGGAAGCACUGAAUUCCGUGAAAGUUUUCAACCAUGGGAAAUCCCACCGCCUGAAAUCAAGAAAGUACAAGAGUACGUCCCUCCUGCGGGCACCAUGCAGUUCGACAGCACAAGCCACCUGGACUACGUUCCGCACCCGGCCAAGCGGGUUGUUCCCAUCAGGCCAGUUUCCCACAGAAGAAACAACGGUUUUCCUUUCCAAGGAAAAAGCACCAUGAAGGAGGAUUUCCCAGCGUGGGAGAGCUGUCGUCCAGGACUCAUUAGGCAGCAGCAGCAGAUUCCCAACCCAUCUGGAAAAUUUGAUGGUUUGAGCACUUUCCGAUCUCACUAUGUGCCACAUGAACUGAUUCCAACGGAGAGCUGCAAACCUUCAAAUGUUGCCUUUAAGACUUCGAUUCCAUUUGAUGACGUAACCAUGUACUCCACAGAGUAUGCGCCAAAGCAGCGGGAACUCUGCCCAGCCAGCUAUCCUUCUCCUCCAGGUUACAUCUUUGAAAACACAAAUUCCCGAGGUCACAGAUUCUUCCGCAAGAUCACUCCCACGGUGAAGGCCUUCUAACCAUGAAGUCAUGUUGAAAAGGAAGCUAACAGAAUGUUGGUUUUCCAAGGGCAAAAACAAUUUUUUUAUAGUAGAAAAAAAUUUAUGAGAGAGCUAAAACAAAUCAUUUUUAAAAUUUUUAAAUAAGAAGUCUAGAAAGUUUAUUACAGGAAAUCAGGAUUUCAAAAUCCAUUUUGUAUUGGUAUUUUAACCAAGAUUGUUUGUUUUUUAUUUUAUUAUUAAAAAAAAUUUUUUUUUCAAGGGCCGACCUUCAAUAGAUCACAGCUAGGGAGCUACUCUGCUAUGUCUGAAACCCCGACCCAGACUGUUUAAUAUGCAUUUCUGAAAGCUGAAUAAUGUACAUUCCCAUCUGAACUAUUUUAAUCCCAACAUACUGUUUGGCAGCUUGUCUCAAUCUAUUAUCAUUUGCACUUGUGUUUAUAAUGAUGACAGUUAUAUGGUUAUUCACAUACCAGUUAUCAUUUAUCAAGUGCAUUAGGACUGUCUAGAACACCACUGAAAAUGAGACGUGGAUUCUUCUUUCAAGACAACAGUAUUUUUUCCUCUCAGGCUCCAAGGCAUCUACACAACGUGGCCUGAGUCCACUGCUCCUCACCAUGCUCAAGUUAGUGAGAGGCACUUUGCCGUGACGGGUAGAGGCUUUGUGGGCCAGGAAUCAAAGCACCUGAGUUCAAGUUCCAGUAACAUCAGUUUCUCCGUGUGUGCCACCGUAGGCAAGUGACUCCUUUGAGUCUCAGUGUCUUCAUAUCUGCUCGGCCUGCCUCACACAAACUUUGCUUUGAGCGUCAGGUCAUAUGAUACAUUGUAAUCCAUAAAGUAAAAGUGCUAAACAAAUGCCAGGGACUGUUAAUAAGUCAAUCUCUUUUUGAACCUGUUUCUCCUUUUUCAAAUUAGGAUAAUUACCUACGCCACACUCACUUUCUGGCCUGUAGCAAGGAUUGUAAAAUCACCUCAUUUGCUUCGAGCUCCUGAGUAGUAUGAUUUCUGCGAAGAGUCUUGCCCUCUAAAGCUUUACAAGCCCCCGAAAAGUUGUUACAGAGAAUGGAGAGCUUGGGUAGGAGAAGAAUGUGGUUGAAUGACAGUAUCUCCAAAAAGGAAAAAGCAUUUGCAAGAAUAGUUUUACGAAUGACUGACAGCUCUAAAGAAAUCUUCAGGGUAACCUUAAGUAAUUAUGCACCUAAUUACCAUUCCCAGUCUCAGUGCAAAGAAGAAUCCGAUUCAGCAUGGGCAUAAUUAUGUCCUCCUCCCCCUCCAGUGUGAAGAUUAGCGCUAAAAAGGGAGGGAGGGAUGGAAUGGGGGCAUUAAGUGAAGUAGAACAUACUGCAUUAUCAAAUGUUGAAAAUUUCCUAACGAAUUAAACUCAUUGUUUUUUUCCUUUGAUAAAUGAUUGCAUUAUGGGAGAAUAUGAUUUAUUUUAUCAUAAAGUUUAGUCUCUUGUAGCUUUAGAAUUGUUUCAAACUAUAUACUUAAUUGAGAAUAAGGUCAUCAGCAUUUUUAAUUAUGUGGAAGUAGUUUAAUUUUAUUUACUUUCAUGGUAGUGAAAAUUACGUUGAAUUUUAUAUGUCUAUACAACACUAAUAAAGCAUCA
Molecule: messenger RNA, 3095 nt
Organism: Camelus dromedarius (Arabian camel)
Lineage: Eukaryota; Metazoa; Chordata; Mammalia; Artiodactyla; Camelidae
Gene: SAXO2
Product: stabilizer of axonemal microtubules 2
Exons: 5
Coding region: 230-1507 (425 amino acids)
Cellular component (GO): axonemal microtubule; centriole; cytoskeleton
Molecular function (GO): microtubule binding
Source: RefSeq, a predicted model, not a curated record